UACCAUCUUGAGCUUCCGAAGGAGCUCCGAGCAAGGGGCAUUCAUGACACGUUCCAUGUGUCCCUUCUUUGGCCACACUUCCCGAAUGAUGACCAGAGGUUUCCUGGCAGGCAGUACCACCAGCUGCCGCAUUUUGGCAAGCAGCCACGUGAAUGGGCGGUCGAUCAAAUUUUGUCCCAUUUGGGUUGUGGUUCAGACACCGAGUUUGAAGUACAGUGGACAACUGGAGAUGUCACUUGGGCACCCUAUCGGGAUGUUCAGCACCUCCAGGCACUCACUGAGCACUUUGAGGCUCUUGGGGUGGUCAGUGUGAACCACCUA
Molecule: messenger RNA, 321 nt
Organism: Trametes versicolor FP-101664 SS1
Lineage: Eukaryota; Fungi; Basidiomycota; Agaricomycetes; Polyporales; Polyporaceae
Exons: 1
Source: RefSeq, a predicted model, not a curated record